AUGUCGGACUCCGUUCCGUUUGACGUUGCCCGAGAACACUUUGAGCUCGCCGCUGACGACGACCACUCCCCAUGUCACGGCGACACCCACGACCACACCCACGCUUACACUCACCCCCACCCAGAUGCGCAUGACCAUCUACAACACCACGCCCAGGACGGAAAGGACGCCUCACCCUUGCGAAAGCGCCCCCACCAACAUCCUCAUGACGCCCAUGACCACGACCAUGACCACGACCAUGACCACGGCCACGACCACGACCACGACCACGGCCAGAACUACGACCACGACCACGGCCAUGGGGACGACCACAGCCACGACCACAGCCACACGCACGGCGGCUGCGGCCACGAUCACUCGCACGACGGCUGGCGAAGGUAUCUACCACACUCACAUGGUCUAGAAUCUCGCUUCCAAUCCGACGCCCGCUCGCUCUCCAUCGCGCUCUUUAUCUUAGUCGCUGCGUGCACGGCGCAAUUAGUCGGUGGUAUAAUUGCAAAAUCGUCCGUGCUGCGCGUAGAGGCGUUACACUCGGCCUUAGAUGGCGUGACGGUCGUGAUCUCGCUUAUCUCCGUGGUGGUCGCGGCGCGGCCGCCCACAUCCAGAUACAGCUACGGGUUUGCGCGCGCGGAGGUGCUGAGCGCGUUGAUUUCGGUGCUGGCGCUUAUUUUGCUGUGCAUCAAGCUGUUCAUCGAGGCGUUACAGCGGCUAGUACAUAUCCAGUACGGCACCAAGGCAGUGAUCCAUGUCGAGGGUAAGAUCGUGUUUUUGUCGGAGGCGAUCACCCUGUCCUGCAACAUCUUCAUGGCGGCCGUGCUGACGCGGGGCAUCUCGAGCUUGAACAUCCGGGCGUUGCGCGCGCACGUGAUUGCAGACUCGGUGGAGAAUAUGGUGGUGCUGUUCGCGGGCUUUCUCAUGUGGGCCAGGCCGAGCCUGAGCCUGCUGGAUCCGAUUCUGACGCUGGUGAUCGUGGUGCUAAUUGUGGUGCUGAAUUUUGGGAUUGCGAAGGAGAGUGUGAACGUGUUGUUGCAAGGGGCGCCGAUGAACAUCCAGAUGGAGACGGACGUCGUGAAGCGCGUGGCUAAGGUGGAAGGCGUGUGCGAGGUGGGCGCGACACACGUGUGGACGGUGACGAGCGGGUUGUACGUCGGGAGCGUGGUGGUGUUCGUGGAGGAGGGCGGGGUGGCGUUCGAGGAGGUGGAGAGGAUUCAGAGCGAUGUGACGAAGGUGUUUCGGGGCGUGGGCGUGGAGGAAGUCGUCGUCGAGGUGAGAAGAAGGGGGCACAUGGUGGAGGACAGCGUGGAGGACAUGAGCAGCGAAGAGGUGGAGUAUGGAGAGGUGGCGACGACAGAGGACUUGCUCGAUGUGUAG
Chondrus crispus (carragheen) is the source of this 1371-nucleotide messenger RNA. RefSeq lists its product as hypothetical. The record is from RefSeq and is a predicted model, not a curated record. Lineage: Eukaryota; Rhodophyta; Florideophyceae; Gigartinales; Gigartinaceae. Gene Ontology annotation, cellular component: plasma membrane. Bases 1 to 1371 code for a protein of 456 amino acids. Gene Ontology annotation, biological process: zinc ion transmembrane transport. Gene Ontology annotation, molecular function: zinc ion transmembrane transporter activity. The transcript has a single exon.